Messenger RNA from Colletotrichum truncatum, 2550 nucleotides. Its product is annotated as cleavage and polyadenylation specifity 73 kda. Gene Ontology annotation, biological process: mRNA 3'-end processing by stem-loop binding and cleavage. The record is from RefSeq and is a predicted model, not a curated record. Gene Ontology annotation, molecular function: RNA endonuclease activity; 5'-3' RNA exonuclease activity; RNA binding. Gene Ontology annotation, cellular component: mRNA cleavage and polyadenylation specificity factor complex. NCBI's taxonomy places the organism in Eukaryota, Fungi, Ascomycota, Sordariomycetes, Glomerellales, Glomerellaceae.
AUGGCCGCCAAACGGAAGGCAUCGGCCAUGGCGGCCACUGUUUCUGAUGAGCCAGUGGACCCCUCUGAUGAGCUGAUGUUCUUGUGUCUCGGAGGAGGUAACGAAGUCGGUCGGUCGUGUCACAUUAUUCAGUACAAGGGAAAGACGGUCAUGCUUGAUGCCGGUCAGCAUCCCGCAUACGAUGGCCUCGCGGCACUGCCAUUCUUCGACGACUUCGACCUCAGCACGGUCGACGUUCUUCUGAUCAGCCAUUUCCACGUCGACCAUGCGGCAUCAUUACCAUAUGUCUUGUCAAAGACCAACUUUAGAGGACGUGUUUUCAUGACCCAUCCUACCAAGGCCAUCUACAAGUGGCUCAUCCAGGACAGUAUCCGUAUUGGAAACACUUCCUCCAACCCGACCUCACAGCCAGUGUACACAGAGGCAGACCAUCUCAACACAUUUCCCCAGAUCGAGGCUAUCGACUAUCACACGACACACACCAUAUCCUCUAUUCGAAUUACCCCUUAUCCAGCCGGCCAUGUGCUCGGCGCUGCCAUGUUUCUGAUCGAGAUUGCUGGUCUCAAGAUUUUCUUCACAGGAGACUACUCCCGUGAACAGGACAGACACUUGGUCUCUGCGGAAGUUCCGAAGGGCGUCAAGAUUGACGUUCUCAUCACAGAAUCUACCUAUGGUAUCGCCUCCCACGUUCCUCGCCUUGAACGAGAACAGGCCCUCAUGAAAUCAAUCACGGGAAUUCUUAACCGUGGGGGUCGCGUGCUGAUGCCCGCCUUUGCCCUCGGUCGUGCCCAGGAAAUUCUUCUCAUUCUCGACGAGUACUGGGGCAAGCAUCCAGAGUACCAAAAGUACCCUAUCUACUACGCCAGUAAUUUGGCCCGAAAAUGUAUGGUUGUCUACCAGACGUACGUGGGUGCUAUGAACGACAACAUCAAGCGCCUCUUCCGCGAGCGUAUGGCGGAAGCCGAGGCAUCCGGCGAUGGCUCCGGAAAGGGAGGACCAUGGGACUUCAAGUACAUCCGCUCUCUCAAGAACCUUGACCGCUUCGACGACGUGGGCGGCUGCGUCAUGCUCGCUAGUCCAGGUAUGUUGCAGAACGGUGUCAGCCGUGAACUGUUGGAGCGGUGGGCGCCCAACGAGAAGAACGGAGUCAUCAUUACCGGUUACAGCGUCGAGGGUACAAUGGCGAAACAAAUCAUGCAGGAGCCCGAUCAAAUCCAGGCCGUCAUGAGCAGAACUACGGCUGGUGCUCGUCGUGCUCCUGGCGGAGAAAGUGAAAAGGUCUUCCUCCCGCGCCGGUGCAGUGUGGCAGAGUACUCGUUCGCCGCGCACGUCGACGGCACUGAGAAUCGUGAGUUCAUCGAAGAAGUCGCGGCCCCGGUUGUGAUUCUCGUCCAUGGCGAGCAGCACAAUAUGAUGCGUCUCAAAUCCAAACUCCUCUCCCUCAACGCCGGCAAGACGACAAAGGUCAAAGUAUUUAGCCCCAAAAACUGCGAAGAGCUCCGCAUCCCCUUCAAGCAGGACAAGACGGCCAAGGUCGUUGGAAAGCUUGCUACUAUUCCUCCGCCUACCUCUUUAACCCCUGCCACCCCACAAAACCAACAGCUCGUCACGGGUGUCCUCGUCCAGAACGACUUCAAGUUGUCCCUCAUGGCGCCCGAGGACCUUCGCGAGUAUGCGGGUCUUAAUACCACAACCAUCACCUGCAAGCAGCGCCUCCGUCUUACGGCCGCUGGUAUCGAUCUCGUCCGCUGGGGUUUGGAAGGUGUGUUUGGAAGCGUGGAAGAAUUGCCUGAGAUGCGCAAGGGCCACCCAGCACACAAAGACUCAGUCACCAACGGUGAAAGUAACGACACCGAGAUGGAAGACGGCGAGCUACAGAAGGAAGAGGCUGACGAGGAGGUCGCCCACUUAAUCGCGGCGUACCUCGUAAUGGGCUGCGUUGCGGUGCGGUACCGUAGCGAUGGCGAGGUGGAGCUGGAGUGGGAGGGUAACAUGCUCAACGACGGCAUCGCCGACGCCGUUAUGGCGUGUCUCUUUUCUAUCGAAAGCAGUCCCGCAGCAGUCAAACGCUCCGGAAACUCGCACUCACACUCACAUAGCCCCCCUCCAUUGCCCAAGAACCCUCACGCAAAUGUUUCGCCCGCAGACCGUCUCGAACGGUUCCUCAUGUUCCUCGAGGCCCAGUUCGGUGCGGACAACGUCAAUCCCGUCGCUGAGCCGCGCCUCCCUCCCUUGCCCGAGGACGGAGACGCCAACUCCCAAUCUAAAGCGAUCAAGACGGAAGGCGGAGACGACCAAUCAAUGGACGUCUCCCAAGAGGGUGACCAGGCGGAACGGGAGAAGAUGCUGGAGGCGCGACGCAAUGCUGAGAUUGAGCGGUUGCACAAGAUUGGCAUUCCUGUGCCUGGUGUGCGUGUUAAGGUGGACAAGAUGGAAGCCGUGGUUUGGCUUGAGGACCUAGAGGUUGAGUGCAGCCACAAGGCGUUCGCAGACCGUGUGCGACGCGUAUGUGAGCAUGCCGCUGAGGUGACAGCUCCUCUAUGGGGAUAA